This is a messenger RNA of Bombus huntii, 1377 nucleotides long. RefSeq lists its product as uncharacterized. The transcript is spliced from 5 exons. The coding region runs from base 383 to 1135 and encodes 250 amino acids. NCBI's taxonomy places the organism in Eukaryota, Metazoa, Arthropoda, Insecta, Hymenoptera, Apidae. The record is from RefSeq and is a predicted model, not a curated record.
ACCAAAGAGGGCAGAUCCCUAACAUUAUAGGUUCUUGUAUAUGUUAAUGUGGAACACCUUCAACACCUGACCGCAUGGUGCAGCAUCUGUACUGUGGAACAACUAGAAAAAUCAUCAUGAUAUAAGUAUAAAGAUCUAAUAGUAGAUUCCAAUUCCAACCUAUGAAUUAGUCGGUUUUGUUUUCAAAUUUAUUGUGAUGUUACUAUUGUAUAUAAAACCUAGUAUUGGAAGACGUAUAUACCAAUAAAACGUGUACAUUUGAUUAUUUUGAACAUUAUAUAUAUUUAUCUGACAAUUUAAUGUUUUAUCUCAUUUAUAUAGUGUAUUAAACUACGCUAUACUAUUACAAUAGACUUUUUAAAUAUAGCGAAUUUUAUCGAAUAUGACUGAUUUAGAUGUGGAUGAUUCUUUAACUAAGUUAAAUACUCAAUUAAAUAAAAGCAUGGUCCUAAUGGAUACCACAGAAACUGAAAUACCUCAGUCAAAGAGUAAUAAAUCUAUAACGAUCAAUCCAAACAUUCAACCUGCCAGUCCGCAUGUUAAUUCACCUAUAGUUAAGAAAAGCAUUUUGAAAAAAGCUGAGAAAAAAAAUGUGAUAGAAGUGGAGCAACAUAUAGAAAAUAACGAAGAAACAAGAAGUGAAAUAACUGGCAACAGUGCAUCAAUGAAUGUAACAUCUAUUACAAGACCACGUACUAUCAGUGAUUUAGUACAACAAGAAGACUUAAUUAUGGAAACUACAGAUACUACAUUGAGUUUAGACGAUCUGUCUGAUAGUGAAGACAUAUGGAUCAUGGAUAUUCCUGGAACAAUAGAUCCAAACGAACUUAAAGGUCAAAUGUUAAUAUUUGGAGAGAAAUCUAAAUUUAAAAUUAAAGAGGAAAAAUACUGCGCAGUGCAUCAUGAAGUUAAAUGUAAUGUUACAUGUGUACUUCAUACUGGUAAAGUAAAACCACGAUAUAAAACUGUCAAUAUAAAGCCAGCAGGUGCAAUUACUAUCAGACGAAAACUUUCAAGUAUUUCAAAAACUAAACCAAUGCAAAUAGAAAACUGCAGCGUACCAUUCCCAAAAAAUUUGAGAACUCGGCAUCCAUUAUUUGGUGUCAAUUACAAAGGUAAUGUUGAAAAAGUGUAAUAAAGUAAUUGGUUUAAAGGCAAAGGAUGAUAAUAGGAGAAAACAAUAUUAUAUAUAAUACAUUGCUUUAAGAUUGUAUAUCAUUAGGAAAUUGUGUACUACAUUAACUAUAAAAAUUUAUUUGCACCCUCAUUUGUUUAUGAGAAAUUAAAUCAACAGAUGAAAAUACAUAGAGAUAAUUUUAACUGAACAAUACAAACUGUAAAAUUAGUUGCUUUAUAAUAAAACGCAACAUUUAAUUU